This is a messenger RNA of Hippoglossus stenolepis (Pacific halibut), 6349 nucleotides long. It is a transcript of the gene vopp1b, whose product is annotated as VOPP1 WW domain binding protein. The record is from RefSeq and is a predicted model, not a curated record. The transcript is spliced from 5 exons. Lineage: Eukaryota; Metazoa; Chordata; Actinopteri; Pleuronectiformes; Pleuronectidae. Gene Ontology annotation, cellular component: cytoplasmic vesicle membrane. Bases 269 to 796 code for a protein of 175 amino acids.
UCACAGACUAACGCAGACUCCAUCACACCGUCAAUCUGUGUCCGCGGAGCCGUGGGAACGUCACCGGGCUGCGGGGUCCUGUCACCGUGUGACUCCGUGUCGGACCUCUGGAUGGGAUGCGUCUCUGACACCGGGAUGAAACGGACGUGGUGAUAAAGGAGCGUCUCUCCUCCUGCUCCUCCUGCUCCUCCUCCUCCUCCUCGUCCUCCUCUUCGCCUCCUCUCGUCCAGAAGCGGAGCUCGGCUCUCACCCUCCUCCCGGCGGGGACAUGAGGAAUCCGGUGGCCGGUGUGGCGCUGACCCUCUGGUUCUUUGUGGAGUGUGUAGGGGCAAAAAAGUACUGCUGGUAUUUUGAAGGCGGAUACCCCAUCUACUUCAUAUGUCGCUCUUAUGAGGACUGCUGUGGGACUCGCUGCUGUGUGAGGGCCCUGUCCAUCCAGAGACUAUGGUAUUUCUGGGUGCUGCUGAUGAUGGGGGUGCUGUUCUGCUGUGGUGCUGGUUUCUUCAUCCGCAGACGGAUGUAUCCGUCCCCUCUGAGAGACGAGCCAGCAUUCAACGUCUCCUUCACCAGGCACCCUGUCACCUCACCAGUGUCCCAGCAGCCAGGAAGUAUGCAGGGCUUCGGGGUCAAUGGGAUGACGGGGGGUGACCCAGGGAUCACCAUGACCCACCCAGCAUACGCAGCACAGCCUGGCUCCGCCCAUAUGAUGAUGAGCUCCUAUCCUCCACCUCCGUCCUACUGCAACCACCCACCGCCGUCCUACGAACAAAUAUUUCAAAACAGCGACAAGAAGUAACGUCUGCAGUCCGCUGAGGAGAUCGAACUUGACUAGAAAGAUGAAGAUCUGAUGAAGAUGAUGAAGAGGAAGGGGAAGCCUGCCAAAUGUUUGCAACUCUUCUUUUUUGGAUGUAAAACUUGGAAAACACAAUCUGUUGUUCUGUGGAAAAGACCAAAAGGCACAGUACCAGUAAUUUAGAUGCACAAACACACAUAUUCCCGCAUACACACACACACAGACACACAGACACAUGCACAUUGCUUCAUCUGAAGUGACUCUUUUACUUUUGGUUAGUUGUGGACCCGUGUGUACAGCGAGCGUGCCGGCCCUGUUGAACUGAGGACGAGUGACGAUGGACCCGUUGAGCUGAAGAUUUUGGAUUUACCCACUGUCACCUUCCCCUCCUCCCUCCCUGUGCUGCUCCAUCUGUGCACACAGAACAAUGCCUGUCAAACUCAUAAUGCAUUCAAAUGCCGGGUAAUUUUGAUUACAAGUAAUUACACACUUUACAGAAACACAUCAACAUACAAACGGUUCUUAAAAGACAGUUUCACGCAUGACACUCUAUCCAGCAUUUGACUGCAGCCUGGGCUUUUUACUAAAUGAUGAGUUCCUGAUGCAUUUUUUAUGACAGUAUGUGUCGUCCAGUUAUGUAACGGUAUAAUGAGCCACUACAGCAGCGAGUGGCUCAUUGUUCUGUUACACUGACUAAGGCUUUUAGUUGACCUCCUCAGACCUGGACACAGUGAUGCUGUUCCAGUGUCUAAUGCAAAGUCUUGGCUCCUGCGUACGGAAAAGACACUUUCUGGCUCAUGGUGUAAAACAGUUGGUUUUCACCAUCACGUUACUCUGGAAGGUAACAGCUGUCUGCAGCUGACAUGAUCAUCAGUCAUCGUCAUUCUGUGGCAUCGAGCCAGCAACACUAUCAGUCCUGUAUCACUAGCAGAGUUGGAUCAUGUGUGCUGCAGGAAAAUCCACUGUUAUUUGAACUCGGGAGUGUUACUGCAUAUUAAGGCCGGGUCAUACCAGCAGUGAAAACAUCCACAUUUUGUAGAAACACUGGAUUUGCUUUUGGGAGCAGUAAAUCUGCAUGAAUAGAGAUAGUAGGAAAUGCCCGAGACUGCGUUGUCAUGGAUGUCAAUAUUCCGAUUCUAACCCGGUUACAGCAAUAGUCUGAAUGAGACACUGACAUCAUUUUCAGAUGACUUUAACCUGAAUAAGGUCAUACUUGGAAUAAGCAAUCAUUUAAUUUAAACAAUCUGAGAUUAUUCCGACCUUAGUUGCAUUAUGUAGACAUGUAUACGUCUUAUUUGCAUUAUAAUGUCCUAUUGAAGUUUUCACAGCAUUUAGCGAUAUCGACACACAGCAGUUACCAAAUGCUUGAUGUAGCAUUGCCUGGGCAAGAGGAAGAAAUAGAAAGGAGUUGUAGCUUCAGCAAAAUUAGAAAUAAAACACGCAAAAUGGUGAAAACGUUAUCAUCGUAAAAUAAACUACUUUCAGGUUGGGGUUUUAAAACUGGCAGAAUAACGUUGGACGUAAUGACAUAAUUACAUAAUCAGGCUGUGCUCCUUAACAAGCAAACGGAAUAUGAACGGAAUAUUCCAUUCGCAACUCAUGUCAACAUCAUAAUCUAAAUAAUGUCUUAUUCUGAAUAUGGUCAAUAUUCAGAUUACUAGUGUCCAUGUGAACGUAGUUAGAGUUUAAACUUUGCCACAACAGUGUUACAAACAGAACAUAUCUAACUGCGUUUAGAGCUUCUUUACUGGCAUUUUCAAGUUGAGCAAAGACACAGGUAUGAAAACACACUUUGUGCUACUGCAUUGACUGCACUUACAUUUAUAAAAAUAAAAAUAAAAUUGAAACAAAUGAGUAAACAGUAAAAGGGGAAGUAACUAAAUAAAUCCCGUCCUGUCUGUAUGUGCUCAAACUGAAAAUAUAGAGGAGCGGAAGGAGGGAAGUGAAUGUAAAUGGCCGUUCCCCUGCUCUCUGAGUGAGAUGCUGCAGCCGGGAGGGGGAUGUUGCUGUAGGAGCUGCAGCACUGAUCCAUAUCCCUCAUGUGACAUUCCUGCUGCAUCACUGAGUGUUACGUGCCAAGAGCCUCGCUCACUUUAGGAAGCAACUGAUCUUCACUCGGCUUAUUUCCCUGAAGCUCACUGCGUGCACUUUCGGACCUGGUGAAGGAGAAUCAGCUGCUCCACACUGUCGCUCUCUGUUCUGUUUAACGGCCGCUCACAUCACAUCGUCUCCUCGACACUUUACGUGAGGUUGCGACGUUCACUUUUCCUCCAAGUUGCUGAAACGAACAUCUCAAACUUAUAAAUGGUAAAGUUGUCAUGGCAACAGCUUUUGCUCAGGUAAAUCAAACGCUAAUUGCAAACCAAACCCAAAGUGGAGAUUCGAAAAAAAUCAGAGAGAGAGAGAGGAGCCAAACUGAACUGAGGACGAUAAGAACUGGACCUAAUCAGGACUUUAUGUACACUUCUUAAGAUUUAAAAGAAUUGAUAUUAAUUAACUUAUUUGAUGAUGCCCUUAGUCAGGCUGCCUUUUCAUACCUGAAAUAUGUGGUAAAAUAUGUUUAUUUAAUCUUACUCGUAACAAUUUCUUCAUAGUCACCCCCUGGUAUUGUGUAAGUGAUUUAUCGUGAACACCUCUGUUUGAUAGUUGAGUUCAAUAUGGUGAUUGAGAUCAAGUGAAGUGCACAAACAAGCCCCUGUUGGUUGGUGUGAAGUAACUCAGUGUGUCUGUGGUGAGUGAGACUGAAGGAGGGAGCGACAGUCCCUUCUUACAGAUCUGCUUUUGAAAUUUGUUUUGUUGGUAGGCAGACUUUGUUGUUGCCUUCAGUCAGAGCCCCACUGUUGCUGUGUCUCAGUUCAGGAGCUGCAUCCUUUAGAGGCUGCAUAUGAAGACGGACUGAGUCACAGAGGUACGACCAGGCUGUGGACGGCUCCUUCAAAUGUGUCCUUUCAUUCCCGAGGGAAUCUCCAACAGGUGAUCCUUUCCGGGCUGGCAAGCGAUGAGACUGAUGCUCGAGUAUCAUGCUUCUCGACCGUACAGCGGUAUACAUGGGCCACUAAACACAACUGUUUAAAUCGUCUGUAGACAAAGGAUGCAGCCCCUGAAUUGAGACGCAGAUUAUCUUUAACCUAAACUAAGCUAGCUGGCUAUUGGCUGUAGCUUCAUACUUGUGCAAUAUCAGUGUUACUCUUAAUCUAACUCUUCAACACAGACAAUUUGGGAGUAACCUUUUGGCCACCAGUGGCAGCACUGAGUGAUCUGCAUGAAUAAAUCAUGCUCCUUUUUUAAAAAAAAGUCAUCAGGAAAAUGUCCUAUUGUCUGAUGAGCUCUUAUUUUUAACAAAAACAAACAUUUAAUGAGCAGCUCUGCAGUUUACUGGUAUAUGGUCCUGGAUAUCGAUUAAUCAGUGGCAUGAAGCUUAACCUUUUUAAUACAAUACAAUACAAUAGUUUAUUAAUCCUAAAGGCAAUAUGGUAAAAUAAGACAAAAACAAGAUACAGACAUGCACUGACAAACAGCCACAAAAUAAUAACACAGUAACACAAUAAAAGAGCAGUACAGUUGCAUUGAGCUAAAAGUGUAAUUAAACACAAUUUCACACUGGAUAAUUCAGGUUUUUUUUCAAAUCUCUGUAAUUUUGAGGCUGGAAAUGACUUUGACUGUCAAGAUGACAUUAGGAUAAAUAACGUUUUAUCAAAUCUAAUGAGAAUCAACUGAAGUUCAAAUCUUCCCUCUGUCAAAAUAUCAAACAAACUGUUUCCUAACUAUGACAUGAAGUUUAUCUCUUUAAUUAUAUUUGACUUUACAUGUGCUUGCUCAUGGUUCCUUAUUGCUUAUGUUCAGAGAAUCUGCAGAUGACUUGUUUCCGUGCUGUGUGUUUGUAAAAGGGUGGAACAUGUUAGCUCCAGUUUGGAGUUUUUCGCUGCGAUAAAUACUCGGACGAUGAUGAUGUGGUAGUUUCAACAGAUAGCCGAGCUCUUUCUGUAGCUUUGUCCUCACAGACAUCCCAUAGUCAUGUUCACUCAACAAGCACCAACCACACUGAAAGCACCACGGGCCUUAUCCAAGAAUCUCAGCAGGCCAUGACACACAUCACACUCCAACACUGCACCAGACAUUCAGCUUACUGCAUUAAACUCCACUUUCAUACACAACAAGGUUUUAAUUGAAUUUAAUUUAGGAUUAGGAGUCUCAAGUGUUUUGUUUCUGUGAAGGCAAAAUAUCUCUGGAUUAUUGGUACAACAAGAACACGUGAAUUUUAAUUGUACUUUAAGAAAGUUGUAAAUAUGAGAAAAAUGGAAGAAUGCGACAGGUUCCCUUUUAUCACGUCUACAUGUCCCACUAAACUGUUGGUCUGCUUGGUGCUUGCAUGAGGCCUAUUCUUCCUUAAGGUGGACUGAGGACUUUCAGUUAUUGCAGUUACAUCUGGUGGCCAUAACAGGUUCCACAGCCUCUGGACAACAGGCUGUGAAAAUUAAGAGACAUGGUACAGUUGAUAUUUAAUGAAAAUGUCUUCAUUUACUCUGUGAGUUGCACAGUAAAUGAAGUAAAAAUAAUCAAAGAAACUUGGUGGAUACAUGGGUAAUAGGAUCAAUCGCUUUUACAGAACAAAUAUUCCACCUUUUUCUCCUCCGAGGAUGAAUCUCACAGAAGCUUGUUUGGCAUUUGUCAGAAAAGGGGGAAUUUUGACAUGAAUGUCUGUAAAAUAUUGAAGAUCAACUCUGCCAAAACAAAACAAAAAUGUUGAAUACGUACUUCAAAUUUAUUCUGUUUGUGACUUGGUACCUAAAACUAUAGUGUCCAAUAAUUAUGAGAAACAAUAUAUUUUACCAUCAUUUACGUACGAUCACAUAGAUUCUGAAGGUUUCUCAUGAUUAUGAAUCAUUUAUGAGAUACCAAGUCACUGAUUUUCCAAGUGAUUUACUUUUAUGAGAUGCUACACAUUUUAAUUGAUUUGGCUUUGAAUCUAUUGAAGUAAAAAGAAAAAGAUUUUUAAAAAAUCAGUGGCACAAUUAGAUUGAAAAUUCAUUCUGUGAGAACCAGGAAUAUCAAUGGCAAAUUUAAGUGCAGUCAUCUGGCCUACAGUUAUAUUUUGCAUUUAGAGAUUGGAAACCUAAUUUUCACUUGGUUAUCAGCACUUUAUCUAAAUUAAUUUCUGUCAGGAAUUUACAUACAGUCUCUAAUGUGUACGUUUUCCCACCAGGUUGUCGUACAUUUAAAUAACAGCAGCCUGUCCUCCAGUGGAAUCCCCCUGUGGCACCAGAUGUGGUUGGAACAGCUUUUGAGAACAGCCAAGCCUGUUUGGACUCUGUGUUAGAAUCAUUUGUGGCCCCGGCAGCAACAGAGUCUCUUCCGGUCUCUGGCUGUUUAAUAUUGGAAUUCACAUAUAGCAUAAUAUUAGAAAAUGUAUUCCGUUUGAUCAUGUCAAACUAUGCAACAGAUUCUGCAAUUGCAAAAGCAUCUUGACCCUGUGUCCUCCCUCCUUUGGAGUAUUUCAAUUUAUAAUAUUAUACAUUGUGAAAUAUGUAAAUAAACUUCACUUCUGAUAAAAUGUGA